AUUAUUUUUCUCUAUUUAAAUAAGCUUUUAUUACAACUUCAUUUUCUUGCCAAUUUUUAAUUACAUAUUGAAAUGGCAGUAGUGCUGCAUUUGGUUCAUCGAAAUAAACUCGCAAUAUUCACACAUUGUUCGCCGUUAGCGAAGAACAUAAAUACCAGAAGCUCCCACCACCACAUACCUGCUGCUAUACAUUUCAAUCCACCUCAAGAAAGAACACCGGAAGCAAUAAAAUCAGACGCUCACCAGCUGUUCGACGAAAUGCCCGAACGUAAUGUGAAAUCGGCAACAGCAUUGAUAGGCCACUUCGCGAAGCAAAACCGACACGGGGAAGCCAUUUCUUGCUUCUUGAAGAUGCGCCUUUCGGAUAUCAAACCCAACGAAUACACUUUCGGCACCGUCAUCCGUUCUUCCGUUCUCCUGAAAGACCUCCAUCUUGGCAGACAAAUCCACUCCUACGCGAAAAAAGUCGGUCUCGAUUCGAACGUCUUUGUAGGUAGUGCAGUAUUGGAUCUUUACGCUAAAUUAAGCGCCAUCGAUUAUGCAAUAAUGGCUUUUUACGAUAUCGACGAGCCAAACGUAGUUUCUUACGCCACGUUAAUUCACGCGUACCUUAAAGAAGGCAGAUUUGAUGAGGCCGAGGUGGUUUUCAGAUCCAUGCCCGAGAGAAAUGUGGUUUCUUGGAAUACUAUGAUAAGUGGAUUCGGCCAAUCCGGUAAAAACGAAGAAGCUGUCAAUUUCUUCGUUGAGAUGUUGAGGGAAGGUUUUACGCCCAGUCAGUCCACAUACCCUUGUGCUGUGAUUGCAGCAGCAAAUAUUGGAGCGUUAGGUAUGGGGAGAAGUAUCCAUGCUUGUGCGGUGAAGUUCUUGGGCAAUGUUGGCUUGUUUCUCGCGAAUUCUCUGAUAAGUUUCUACGCGAAAUGUGGGUGCGUCGAAGAUAGCCUAUUGGUGUUCGAUAAAAUGCCUGAAAGAAAUGUGGUUUCUUGGAACGCUCUGAUAUGCGGGUAUGCGCAGAACGGACAAGGAAAAAUCGCAAUAGAAACGUACGAGAGAAUGAAGCUAAUGGGCAUUGAGUCGAACGGUGUUACUCUAUUAGGUUUGCUAUUGGCUUGUAAUCACGCUGGCCUUGUCGACGAAGCUUAUAAGUACUUCAAAAAGGCGAAAAGCGAGGACUUAAAAGCAGAGCAUUAUGCGUGCAUGAUUGAUUUGCUGUCGCGUAACGGGAGGUUUGUAGAAGCUGAGAGAUUUAUGAACGAUUUGCCCUUCGAUUGCGGAUUAGGGUUUUGGAAGGCGUUGCUCGGAGGGUGUAGGGUUCAUUCGAAUGUGGAGUUGGGAGAGGUUGCUUCUAGAAGAAUCUUGGAGCUUGAUCCGCGAGAUGUUUCGUCUUAUGUGAUGCUUUCGAAUGCACAUUCUGCCGCGGGGAGAUGGGGAGAUGUUUCGAACGUGAGGCAGAAUAUGAAGGAGAAGGGUUUGGUGAGAAUUCCUGGGAGCAGUUGGGUUGAAAUUAGUAGCAAGAUUCAUGUUUUUGUUACAGGGGAUAAAAGACAUUGCAAUAAAGAUGAAAUUUACAUAGCUUUGGGGAAUUUUCUUGAUCAUUCGAAGGGUGGACAAGAUUCCAAUUUUGUAACAAAUUUUGAUCUUAUAUAUUAAAUU
Messenger RNA from Erythranthe guttata (spotted monkey flower), 1650 nucleotides. RefSeq names its product pentatricopeptide repeat-containing protein At5g42450, mitochondrial. The record is from RefSeq and is a predicted model, not a curated record. NCBI's taxonomy places the organism in Eukaryota, Viridiplantae, Streptophyta, Magnoliopsida, Lamiales, Phrymaceae. Gene Ontology annotation, biological process: RNA modification. Gene Ontology annotation, molecular function: RNA binding; protein binding.